AUGCUGGAAAAUAAUAAACUGUUUUUCAAAUAUCUUUCGCCUACUAUUCUCCUUUCUUUAAAUGUUUUUCUCUUUCAGCAUUAUGAUGGAGAUGUAUCCGAUUUAGAAUUUACCUAUUCAUAUGCAGAAGAUUGUUUAGGUCAAGUGAUUAUACAUGACCUAUGCCCUGGUGGACGGCAGAUAUCUGUAACAAACGAUGUCAAAAUAAGUUAUGUGCAUAGUGUAGCACAUUUUCGUAUGUAUAAACAAAUUCGUAGUCAAACUGCCUCAUUUAUACGUGGAUUUUAUUCCAUAUUAAAUCCUGAUUGGUUGGCAAUGUUUUCUCCACCAGAAUUACAAACUCUUAUAUCAGGUGAUUGUGGUUCUAUGGAUAUUGAUGAUUUAAAGCAGCAUACACGUUAUUCCGGUGGAUUUCAUAGUAACCAUCGUGUUAUUCGUUGGUUAUGGGAUAUUUUAAGACGUGAUUUCGAUGAUCGUGAACGUAGUUUAUUUUUAAAGUUUGUAACUAGUUGUUCAAGACCACCUCUGUUAGGUUUUGCAAAUCUGGAACCACCAUUCUGUAUACGUUGUGUGCAUUAUACAAAUGAAGAUCAAGAUGUUGGAGAUACUCUAGGAUCAGUGUUAAAAGGAUUUCUUGGUGUUGUUGGACGUCGUGAAGAAGUCUCUCGUCUGCCGACUGCAUCAACUUGUUUUAAUCUCCUUAAACUACCGAAUUAUUCAUCUCGGAGUGCAUUGAAAGAGAAGCUGAGAUAUGCAAUAAAUAGUCAUGCUGGCUUUGAGUUAUCAUAACUUUUUUUAUUAUUUUUAAUUUUUGUCUUCUAUUACACUGUGUUCAGUUUGAGAACUGUAAAUAUAAUUUCACUUCAAUUGACGCAUUUCAUUGUCCAGCGUUGUUAUUUUUUCUCUCUCUCUGUCUCUCCUUUUCUUUUUGUAAUUAAACCGACUGUUUUAUGUUUCAUUUAUUUUUUAUUUGAGUUUUACACUUUUCAUUUUCCUUUUGAAAUGUGAAACUUCAUACCUGAGUUCAUUUCUUCAUUGAAUAAUAUAAUGAGACGUGUUUCAUAAUAAUAAUAGUAAUAAUAAUAAUAAUAAUAAUAAUAUAUUUCAUAACUGUGAUGACAAUUUCAGAUAAAGUUCACGAAUUUUUCGUCAUCCUUGUCG
Molecule: messenger RNA, 1161 nt
Organism: Trichobilharzia szidati
Lineage: Eukaryota; Metazoa; Platyhelminthes; Trematoda; Strigeidida; Schistosomatidae
Source: the annotation of a GenBank genome assembly